Messenger RNA from Mytilinidion resinicola, 630 nucleotides. RefSeq lists its product as uncharacterized. The record is from RefSeq and is a predicted model, not a curated record. The coding region runs from base 161 to 550 and encodes 129 amino acids. NCBI's taxonomy places the organism in Eukaryota, Fungi, Ascomycota, Dothideomycetes, Mytilinidiales, Mytilinidiaceae. The transcript is spliced from 2 exons.
UCCGAUGACGCCCACGACUGUUGACGAAGUUUGACGAUUUCUCUCAACUGCGAGCAUCAUUCAACUCUCACAUCAUACCCAAUUAUACCUUACGUCCCUUCUGCUGUCACCCUAAAACGAUUUCUUUUCCUCACAACGCGCCUCUGCUUCGUACUCCAGUAUGAUACGCAGCUCCCCAACUCUUUACAACCUCCAUCAACUCUCCGCAUUUGGGCGGGAUCACAACAUUCUGUCAUAUUUUACGAACCAGACUGCAAAAAGAGGCUUCUUGUCACCCGCGAGGAUUGAAACGACUUGUCACGACUUCACAUCAAAGAGUAUACUGCCGCAGGGUGCCCGACGUUACUUAGAGUUGAGAAUCCUUAUGUUGCUUUUCUGUCUGUCUUCUCAUAUCAUGCCCCCUCUCUGCUCCCCUAAUCUUUCUCUUUUGACUCUCUUCGAAUGCGUUUAUGCACACUACCCCUAUCUGGUAAUUAUGCUACAAUUGGGUUCUGUCUACCAUCGUACCUUGCUUCGGCAACUGAUGGCCAUGCGAGCAAUACGCGCCUAGGUCGAAUCACCGAGGGAGUGGAUACGAUGGUGGACUUCUUUUCUGCGGUGGACUGCUUGCUUGUAGAGGAAAUGGGUGGG